This is a messenger RNA of Coffea eugenioides, 4254 nucleotides long. Its product is annotated as trafficking protein particle complex II-specific subunit 130 homolog. The transcript is spliced from 21 exons. NCBI's taxonomy places the organism in Eukaryota, Viridiplantae, Streptophyta, Magnoliopsida, Gentianales, Rubiaceae. The record is from RefSeq and is a predicted model, not a curated record. Gene Ontology annotation, biological process: early endosome to Golgi transport; intra-Golgi vesicle-mediated transport. Gene Ontology annotation, cellular component: TRAPPII protein complex. The coding region runs from base 117 to 3878 and encodes 1253 amino acids.
UUUCAACUCGAUUCAAUUCCAUUCUUCUCUGUUGGACAUUUUACCAAACACUUACUUGUACCAUUUCCUUAUCGAUCACUUCUCAACUUGGUGCUAAUGGUUUCCGCCGAUCUCUGAUGGCCAACUUCUUAGCUCAGUUCCAGAGUAUCAAAACCUCAUUCGAUCGCAUCAUAAUUGCCGUUGAAGAUGUGAGUGAUUUGUGGCCUCUUGUCAAGAAGGGGUUUGAAGAAAAGUUGCCAUUCAAAAGAGCAUUUCUGAAUAACAAGACCCGUAAUUCAGUGCUUGUGGAUGAUCUGCCUGCGGAGUAUAUAUUGACAACAGAUUCAAGAAUUCGUAGCCGGUUUCCCCAAGAGCAAUCGCUGUUCUGGUUCCGAGAACCAUAUGCUACUGUGGUUCUUGUGACUUGUGAGGAUCUUGACGAGUUUAAAACUAUUCUUAAACCACGCCUGAAGCUAAUAGUUCAAAAUGACGAACGGGAGUGGUUUAUUGUUUUUGUGUCUAAAGCCCCAGUUCACAAUGAUCAGGCCACCAAGAUGGCCAAAAAAGUAUACGCCAAACUUGAAGUAGAGUUCAGCUCAAAGAAGAGGGAAAGGUGUUGCAAGCUGGAUAUACAUGGAAUUGAUGCAAAUUUUUGGGAAGACUUAGAGUUGAAAGUCACGGAAUGCAUAAGAAAUACACUUGAUCGGCGGAUUCAGUUUUAUGAGGAUGAAAUUCGCAAGCUUAGCGAACAGCGCUUUAUGCCCGUAUGGAAUUUCUGUAACUUCUUUAUUCUUAAGGAAAGCUUGGCUUUUAUGUUUGAGAUUGCUCAUCUCCAUGAGGAUUCAUUGCGGGAGUAUGAUGAACUAGAACUCUGCUACCUGGAAACAGUUAAUAUUAGUGGGAAACAACGGGAAUUUGGAGGUAUGGACCAUGGUGAUGAUCAAGCUGCAGUGCUGAACCUGGGAAAGAAAGCACUGACACAAAUGGUUCAAGACGAUUCAUUUCGGGAGUUUGAAUUUAGGCAGUAUCUGUUUGCCUGUCAAGCAAAGCUACUAUUCAAGCUAAAUCGCCCAUUUGAGGUUGCAUCAAGGGGUUACUCAUUCAUUAUUAGCUUCUCAAAAGUGUUGGCUCUACACGAGAGUGUAUUACCCUUCUGCAUGCGUGAAGCAUGGGUAAUAAAUGCUUGCUUGGCUCUAAUAAAUGCAACUUCCUCCCAUUACAAAGAUGGGCUAGCCGCAGCUGAUGUAGAACAGGAGUUUUAUCGUGUUCAAGGGGAUCUUUAUUCUUUAAGUCGUACUAAGUUAAUGCGACUUGCAUAUUUAAUUGGUUAUGGAUCAGUUAUACCAAGAAGUCCUGUGAACAGUGCUUCGCUCAGCAUGCUGUCAUGGCCUAAGCCAGCAGUUUGGCCUUCUCUUCCACCUGAUGCUUCGUCAGAGGUGCUUGUGAAAGAAAAGAUGAUUCUUCAAGAAGUUCCACAGGUAAAACACUUUGGCAUCCAGAGGAAACCACUACCCUUAGAACCAACUGUACUUCUACGUGAGGCAAAUCGCAGGAGGGCUUCUCUUUCUGCUGGAAAUGUGUUUGAGUUGUUUGAUGGUCGAACAAAUGCUGCCGAUGGCUCAACUUUACUCACUCCAUUGCCUAAAGCACAUGCUAUAUCAAUGUCACGAACAAAUUCUUCACCUGGAAACUUUGAGAGCAUGAUUGAUCGACCAAUGAGACUUGCAGAAAUUUAUGUUGCUGCUGAGCAUGCUUUGUGGAAUACCAUUUCUGAUGCAGAUCUAAGGAAAUCACUAUCCUCUACAGAGGAAUUUGAGCAAAAAUACCUGGAUCUGUCAAAAGGUGCUGCUGAAAAUUAUCAUCAUUCUUGGUGGAAGAGACAUGGAGUUGUCCUUGAUGGUGAAAUUGCAGCUAUUUACCAUAAAGUUGGAAAUUUUGAUCUAGCUGCCAAGUUGUAUGAGAAGGUUUGUGCUCUUUAUGCUGGUGAAGGAUGGCAGAAUUUGUUGGCUGAAGUUCUCCCCAGUUUAGCAGAGUGUCAGAAGAUACUCAAUGAUCAAGCUGGCUACCUGUCUUCUUGUGUCAGACUGCUGUCAUUAGAUAAAGGAUUGUUCUUGACCAAGGAACGCCAAGCAUUCCAGUCUGAAGUUGUUCGUCUAGCUCAUAGUGAGAUGAAACACCCUUUGCCUCUAGAUGUAUCCUCGUUGAUAACAUUUUCCGGCAAUCCUGGGCCUCCAUUGGAGCUAUGUGAUGGGGAUCCUGGUACCCUGUCAGUAACAGUUUGGAGUGGAUUUCCUGAUGAUAUUGUUCUUGACUCUUUCAGUCUCACGCUGACGGCCAUGAACAGUGCUGAUGAGGGCGUUAAGGCAUUGAAGAGCUCCAAUGCUACAACCUUGAAGCCCGGUAGAAAUACGAUCACAGUAGCCCUACCUCCACAGAAACCAGGUUCUUAUGUACUGGGUGUUCUCACUGGGCAGAUUGGUCAGUUGAGAUUCAGAUCACAUAGCUUUUCCAAAGGUGGACCAGCAGACAGUGAUGAUUUUAUGAGUUAUGAGAAGCCGACAAGGCCUAUCUUGAAGGUAUUCAACCCGAGACCUCUGGUUGAUCUUGCUGCAGCUGUCUCAUCCGCUUUGCUGAUGAAUGAAUGUCAAUUGGUUGGCAUUGUUGUCAAGCCAAUAAACUACCCUCUUAAGGGUGCUAUACUGCACAUAGACACUGGUCCUGGUUUGAGUAUUGAACAGGCAUAUGGAAUCGAAAUUGAGAGGUAUGCUGAUGGAUCCCGUGAUGCAUCUGACUUUGGUCCCUCAGAGUUAUCUGUAGAUCAUGAGGCUCAUGCUUCGGCAGAAGCUAAGCAGUUGACACUCCACGAUGGAAAGAUUGAGUUGCCUGAUUGGGCAAGCAAUAUAACUUCUAUAUUGUGGAUUCCAAUGCGUGCUAUCAGCGAGAGAUUGAAUAGAGGAACACAAGCAGGUGCUGCAGUUUCACAGAGGCAGAGUGUUGUGGAUGGAUUACGGACAAUAGCUCUGAAACUUGAAUUUGGUGUAUCAUGUAACCAGACAUUCGAAAAGACCUUAGCAGUCCACUUUACAGAGCCUUUCCAUGUCAGUACACGUGUUGUAGAUAAAUGCAAUGAUGGUACUCUGCUUUUACAGGUGAUACUUCAUUCACAAGUGAAAGCUUCACUGACGGUCUAUGAUGCUUGGCUGGAUCUUCAAGAUGGCUUUACUCAUAUUGGCAAAGGUGAUAGGAGACCAACUUCUGCCUUCUUUCCACUCACCAUAUCUCCAAAAGCAAGAGCUGCAACUUUGUUCAGUAUAGGUCUUGAGAAUGCAUUGCCCAAAGAUCAAGUAGAGGCAGUUCAUUCUGAUAGCAUACUCAAUAUACAAUAUGGAAUUUCGGGUAGUAGAACUCUUGGAGCCCACACACCCAUGGAUGCGAAACCUAUUGCCUCUGAUGAUUCUGUGAAGCAGUUGAAUUUCAGGAGUGCUCUUGUUUUGCAGCGACCCGUACUGGACCCUUUCCUUGCGGUUGGUUUCCUACCUCUUCCUUCAAGUGGACUCCGAGUUGGCCAGCUGGUGACAAUGCAGUGGAGAGUUGAGAGGUUAAAAGAUCUUGGGGAAAAAUCAGAAAAUAACGAUGAAGUACUGUAUGAGGUAAAUGCUAAUUCUGAGAAUUGGAUGAUUGCCGGGAGGAAAAGGGGUCAUGUUUCGCUCUCCGCAAAACAAGGUUCAAGGAUGGUGAUUUCAAUAUUAUGCUUACCACUGGUUGCUGGAUAUGUGCAUCCCCCUCAACUGGGUCUGCCAGAUUUGGACGAGGCACAUAUAAGUUGCAAUCCUCCUGGCCCUCAUCUGGUCUGCGUCUUGCCCCCAACUAUGAGCUCUUCUUACUGUAUCCCCACAUAACAGCUCAUGAAUUAUCUUCAUGUCACUCUGUCUACAACUGCCUUGUUUCCUGAAGACUGCAAGGUUAAAUGUGUAAGAGACAAAGUAGCCAGUUUGGUCAUCACUGGGACUUUUGUACAUUUAUGUUCUUUACACUGUAGGAAGAGUACCUACUACUUCAGUGUACUAGUAUUCUGCGGAUUGUAAUUUUUCCUUCGCCUUCUGUACAGUUUGAGUUUUACUUGUACAAGAGUGUUUCAAGCGGUACAACGAAAACCAAACAGAAUUGAGAGUUUGUGGCAUUUUGAUGGCCAGAAUCUUCUUGUAGUUGGAAUCUUGUCAGGAAAUGGAACCAUGAGCAGGGACAAAAAAAUGGUAUAUAGUCAAGUUGGUCAUA